This is a messenger RNA of Zychaea mexicana, 512 nucleotides long. RefSeq lists its product as uncharacterized. Bases 52 to 366 code for a protein of 104 amino acids. Lineage: Eukaryota; Fungi; Mucoromycota; Mucoromycetes; Mucorales; Lichtheimiaceae. The record is from RefSeq and is a predicted model, not a curated record. The transcript has 2 exons.
AAAAGUGAGGGUCAACGGGCACUAUUCCGAGUCGCACUAGCAAUCUUCAAAAUGAACGAACGGGAGGUAUUGGCAGUGAAUGAUCCACUAGAAAUUUUCCAAGUGAUUCAGAAUAUGCCAAAACGAAUGAUCGAUUGCCACAGACUGAUGGAGUCUGUGUAUGACAAGUAUGCGUCGACCACACGGGUCAAUGAGCAAGACCUGUGCAAGAGGCGCGAAUUGGUUAAGAAUCGUCGGGAUGAGCGAAGGAAAAAUACGCCACGAUUAAAAAGACGGCUGAAGCGUGGCACGGUGCGAGGCACCAUCAUUCAUAAGGCAAUGGAAGCACGUCGUCUUGUUGAACGAGCAAAGACUGUGCGUCGAUGAUAACAUAGUGUCAUGACAUAUAAAAAUUGUGGGAGGCAGGGAUUACUUGUUUUUGCUUCUUCCUAUUUCAACUGUAAUACCACGAUAUACACGAUGCUACAUACAUACAUAAAGGAAGAAGAACGGAGCACGGUCCCUCCUAAGAG